This is a messenger RNA of Branchiostoma floridae (Florida lancelet), 1387 nucleotides long. Its product is annotated as death domain-containing protein CRADD-like. The record is from RefSeq and is a predicted model, not a curated record. The transcript is spliced from 5 exons. Gene Ontology annotation, molecular function: death domain binding; protease binding. Gene Ontology annotation, biological process: signal transduction; regulation of apoptotic process. The coding region runs from base 174 to 803 and encodes 209 amino acids. Lineage: Eukaryota; Metazoa; Chordata; Leptocardii; Amphioxiformes; Branchiostomatidae.
UCUCACUUACUUCCGGGUUUGGGUGCCUCCAGGAGACGAAGUUCACGGCAUGUAUCUGACAGUUUCUGUGAAAUAUAUAGCCUUUUAGGUGAUAUCCAUGGGGUUACAACAUUUUCGCAGCAUCUUAAGACCGCGGUAGUAGGAAGGCUGCACAGAAAAGUGCUAAAAUCAAGAUGGAGCAGAGACAUCGGGACAUCCUGAGGAGGAACCGGGUGAAGCUGGUCAAGAACGUCAAAGUGCAGCACAUCAAUAACUUCCUCAUACAGGAGGAUGUUCUGACAGACACCAUGGUGGAGGAAAUCAUGGCAGAGAAAACCAGUCAUGGCAGGGUGGAGCAGCUUCUGGACACACUGGUGACCAGGGGACCCAAGGCAUUCAUGAUGUUCUGUAAGUCCUUGGAGGAACUCUAUGGCUGGCUAAGUAAGGAUCUACUGGAGCAGGACCAGAGGAGAGUGGAAGCAACAACAGCUGUACAGUGUCAAGAGGAUGUGUUAGAGGACAAGUUUGCCAGGAUGAACCUACAGGACUCUGCAAGGGGGAAGGAGACCUUGACAGAGAAGGAACUGAACAAGUUAGCUGACAAACUUGGUUCAGAGUGGGAAAAACUGGCCAUAGAACUAGACUUCAAAAAGUCAGAACUCUACAAAUUCAAAGAGGACAAUAAAAAUAAUGUUCAUGCACAGAUAUUUGACAUGCUGUGUAAAUGGAAAGAAAGACAGGGAAGAAAGGCUACAGUAGGAAACCUGAUUCAUAGUAUGCAUGAAGUUAGCAUAGGUGAAGAUGUGUACAAGUUUCUUCUAUGAAAGCCAAGGGGCUAAGGUCUUAGAUUUAAUUCUUUUUGUUCAGAUAACUAGUGUUCAACUUGAACAUGUAGCAACACAUAGUCAAUUGACAAAAUUGGACCAGGACAGACUAUGGCAUCUAGACCAACCUUGUGCCUUAUGUCCUGAAGAUACAUGUAAGAUCAGUCAAGUACAUAUUGCAGCUGAAAAUCAACUACUUGUUGGCCUUAGUUGUGUGAUAAGCAGAUAAUUCACAAACGGAACUGUGGCACAUACUUAAUGCCAUAGACAUGAUUAUAUAUUGUACACUACAGUUUUGGGGAUCAGAGGCACAACAUGUUAGCUUCAUGAUAAUUUUUUUCUGAGAAAAACAUGAGGUGAAGUGUCUUAAUGUAACCUUUCUGGUAAUCAGCAUUUGAUAACUUUGUAGUCAAAUGUUUCAAUGUGUUUUUUUAUCAACCAAUAACUACCAUGAGAUGUACAAAUGGGAUUGCCUUCUUAUCUACAUGGGUCUCAGGACUUAUUGUUAAUAUAUAUAUAUUAUACAUUAGCCUUCACAUAUCAUUCAAACACAAAUUAGAAUAUUGCUCCUAUGCAUGUCUAUA